This is a messenger RNA of Eurytemora carolleeae, 1283 nucleotides long. RefSeq lists its product as uncharacterized. The transcript has 4 exons. NCBI's taxonomy places the organism in Eukaryota, Metazoa, Arthropoda, Copepoda, Calanoida, Temoridae. Bases 305 to 796 code for a protein of 163 amino acids. The record is from RefSeq and is a predicted model, not a curated record.
CUUCUGAUCCCUCCUUCACUUCUGAUUCCUCCUUUACUUCUGAUCCCCCCUUCACUUCUGAUCCCUCCUUCACUUCUGAUUCCUCCUUUACUUCUGAUCCCUACAUCACUUCUGAUCUCUCCUUCACUUCUGAUCCCUCCUUUACUUCUGAUCCUUCCUUCACUUCUGAUCCUUCCUUCACCCCUGAUCCUUUGAUCUUCUUGGUAUUCUCUCUCCCAUUCUUGUUCUCGAACCUCUGUGCAGAGAUGGUCCGAGUCUACAGAAACUCUAUCCCGAGCUCCAAGAUGAACAUCAUCAUCGUAUAAUGAACCACUUCAUUGUAGAGUUGUACAAUCUUAUGGUUUCUAUGAUGGCUGUAUGCUUAAUGCGGACUUCAACUGUCUCUAAGUUUUCCGUCCUCUUUGGUCGCUACCUUCUCUGUAUAUUUGAAUACCUAGCUCUAGCUUGUGUUGGAACAAUACUUAGAGUACUCAUGGUACUCAAGCUUGAGAGGAUAUUGGAGUAUGAUCCUGAGUAUCUUGGAAGAUAUAUUCUUGGUUCCAUUUUCCUCUUCUAUUUUCCAAUACUGAUCUUCGUAAUUACAUAUUCGGUAUAUUCAGAUUCUGUAUCUCCUACCCUGGGAUAUCUCUGUGGUAUAUCAACACAAGGGACAAAUUUUGUUAUCUAUGUAAAUAUUGUGAACAUUUCUCUUGUUAUGGUGAUAAUCAUCUCGGCGUACUGUUUCAACAACUUUUAUUUGAAAAGUAAACACGCGCAAAUUAUUCAGUUUCAUUCAGUCAGAAAAAAAUCUUAUUAACUUUAAGAAACUAAUGAUCGGCGCUCUUGUAAUAGUGUUUGUUCUAGCCGUAGCGACUGCAAUUCAGAACUCAGUUGUAGAUUCUGCAAAAUUAUAUAUUCCAUCUUUAUUUUUAUGCUGUAUGCUCACUUUUCUAAACAUUUAUUUUACCAAGGACAAGAAUGUGUUGAACCAUAUGAAACGGAUUAUCAAAAAUAAUAUUGCAAACUUUGAGUUUUCAUUUCUAUAUUCAGUUUACACAAAAUGCAUCCGAACCAAAAGGGUUUCACCACGUCCUUAAGAUGUGGAGAAAUGAAAAAUACAGAAACUGAUUACUUAAACUAUGAAUGCUAUAAAAUCCAAAAUUCAAGUUUGAAAUGCAUCAGUUCAUUUUUUCCCAUAUUCCUUUAUUAUUUUGAAUAUAGAUAGUCAAAUAGUACAUUUUUUCAAAUAUUUGUAAUGUUAAUAUUAACUUUGUAAUAUGUGUUUUGUAAUAAAGCCUUUUUUU